AUGGAAUGGGAAGAUUGGUCGCACUCGACGGUAGAUCCAGAGGUUCGCGCUCAUAUCAACAGUCUAGUUUCUGCGCUUGGCGGAACAGGCGCGGAUGAAGAUGGUCGGUAUGUGCUAGGUGAUGAGGCAUUGGCAUGUCUCAAGGAUCUCAAGAAAUGGCUCAAGUUGUACGACGAGAAGACAGAUCGUCUGGACGUAGCAAGAUGCAUGGCAGAAGCGAAUCUCGUGGAGGGCGAUCUGCUACCAAUUCUAGCAUUAUGGUCCGAGUCAGCAAAUCAUGACAGAUUGAGAUCAAAGGUCGCUUUGGCCUGCAUUGAAUUAUUGGUGCCAUUGACAUGGCCGAUCGAGAAAGGCGACGCCCAGAUGACGGUCAACCACCACCGUCACAUGAAUUUCCUCCAGCAAGCCCAGGCAUCAUACAAGCGCAGCAUACUCCAGCAUGGCUCCGGACAGAUACUCCGCAUAGCCGUGCGAACAGGUCUACCGUCAAUAGCGCUCUCAAUUGGCGAAAGAUCGCCUCGCGAUGAAGGAAUCAUCAAAUUGAUUUUGUAUUUCUUCCGUAACAUUACGUUGAUUUCUUCUCAAAACGCUGCAAAAGAAGAUAGUGAGACCGAGAUCACGAGAUCAUCAACGGCCGAAGCGUUUCAUCGUCAGGAUGUCCUAGCGCUCUUACUCACCCUGUCGUCGAAUAUAGGACAAGACUUUACGACCCAAGACACUGUGUUAAUGGAGGUUCUAUUUCACUUGCUGAGAGGUGUGGAUGUGGAGAAGCUUUUCAUGGAUAGCAGUCAAUUAAGCCUCAAGAAUUCCGAUGAGCUCAAGACGUUGCUAAGUAGGGAGGCGAAUAUGCACAGGAGCUAUCUGAAGACAGCACCUACUAGACAUAACAGAUUUGGCACAAUGAUCUGGGUGAAGAGAGACGGCGAGGGGCGUCAUUCAACAGUAUCGGGUCAAGAUGUCCUGAAAAGUGGUCAGCGAACCCUCACUAAAAUGGACCAAACAAAGAAAUGGAACAAACCUAAGCAACGAGCUAAAGAUGACGAACCUACCAACGAUCGAUUUGAUAUGCCUGUUCCAUUGACAGAAGCAGCGAGGGUCCAUAUGCGGUCAUUCGUUGAAGAAUUUCUUGAUUCUGGUUUCAAUCCACUCUUCAAUCACAUUCGACGGGCAAUCGAACGAGAAGCCGAUCGUGUACUCGAAUCGCAUAAGCAACAAUACUUCUACCUAGUAUCCUGGUUUCUCGAGGCUGAGCGUGUCCGUCGACGCCAGAAGAGAGAAGCUAAUAAACGAAAAAAGGAUGACAAGAUCGCUCAAGAUUUUGAUCCGGAUAGCUUUGGCUUGAUCUCAAGUGUGCUGAUACAAGAAUUUUUCGUAUUACUCAAUCGAUUCCUACAAAGUGCAUUAGAUCUCAAAUUAUGGCGAGAGCUCCAAGCUGGUAUGCGAUGUUUCACCCAAAUUCUUCUGAUCGUACAAGACAUGGCCGACUCUCCCUUGGAAGAGGAUCAAGAAAUCGCGGAGAAUAUUCAAAAUCGUAUUUUCUACGAAGAGUCAACCCAUGAUAGGGUCAUCGCUAUUUUGCGAGGAUACAAGGAUCAGGGUCUUGGAUAUCUUGAUUCAAGCACCGAUUUGGCGCACACAUUUCUGCGUCUGCUAGAGCGAUAUUCAAGAGAAAAUCUCGAAAUGCAAGUUCGCUCCAAACGACGAGCGAGAAAGACCAGAAAGGCUCAAGUCAAGGAACAAGGCGGGUCGGAGGACGACGACGAAGCGUCAGAGAUCGAAGAUGUGAGGGAGGCUGAACGAGUCUCCAGAGAGCGCAAAUUUGACUUCAAUCGAUUUUCUACCAAGUUCAUGAGCCAGUCUUGCAUCGACACAUUCGUCUCCUUCACAAAGUUCUACAGCGACCUGAGUCCUGAACAGCUGAAACGUGCACAUCGAUUUUUCUAUCGAGUGGCAUUCAAGCAAGACUUGAGUGUCAUGCUCUUUCGAGUAGAUAUCGUUGGUCUCUUCUACAAACUUAUGAAAGGUGCGGAGUGCUUAGAUCCCAAGAACCCCACAUUUCGGGAGUGGGAUGAACUUGUGAGACAAAUCAUCAAGAAAUUGACGCGGAAGCUGGAAAAGAGACCAGAGCUUGCUGUAGAGCUGUUGUUCAGUAAAAUUCAGUCGACUAUGUUCUAUCUUGAGUACGGAUAUGAGAAGCAAACGAUCCAAGCAAAGCCAAAAGCACCUGCCGCGUUGGAAGUCAAAGGAUCCAUGACCUUGGAAGAGCAAAUUGGCGUAGUCGUUGCUGCUUUGUACGACGAAAACAUGGACUCAAUUCAAUGGGUAGUCAGUACUUUAUCUUCAGCAGCGGACGAGCGGCGAAGCUGGGAGAACGAGUCGAUUGCCAGGCAGUCAGCAAAUCAAAGCCAGAUUGAAGUCCAUGGCCAUCCACCAGGGGAUGCAAUUUCAUCUCAACCACCGUCCAUCGUUGUCACCGCGUCCGAUGAGGGUACUCGGAUUGCAAUGUUCAAGAACGCUAGACUUCGUCUUCUUAUGGUACUCUCUAGCUUCAAGCGCCUGGGCGAAGAAGACGAGCCGGACUCGACGUGGAUUAUUCCCUCCCCAAUUCCCUCUUCUCAGCUCCGACACAUUCACGACCUCAUAGAAAAGCACCGUCAGGAUCCCAAGUUCCAAUAUGGUGAGGAAGAGCCUGUGUCAGCGGAGGACAUGCUACGCCGAAAAUCCACAACAAACACUCGACGAGCAGAAUAUGACGAUGACAGUGAUGGAUCAGUCAGCCAAGGUGAAGAAGAUUUUCUGUUCCCAGCUGGGGGUCCAACGAAUACAGUAGAGUCCCGAGAAUCUGCUUUAGACAAACUGAAGAAAAACCGCCGAAAACGACGUGCUUCAGACGAUCAUGAAUUGGAUGAGGAAACUCGAGAAGCUCGCCGAAAUGCACGAGCUGAAGCCGAUCUUGAGCGCAGACGCGGCAUCAAGAGUGCUCAAUUUGUGCAUGAGAGUGACGAAGACACCGACGAGGAAAAAGAUCGUGACUUCUUUGCGCGAGAGGCGGCUCGUAGAAACGGGCAGCGUGAAAGAGUGAUGGAGGCUCUGAGUGCAAGACGAGUAGCCGGAAAUAUGACAGGUGGGAAAGCCAAGCCGAGCGUGAGAGUAGGGGAGAAGAGAAAAUUUGACUCGGCUGUCGAAAGCACGCGAAAGAAGGCCAAAACGAACAGCGAUGCCUCCGGAAGCGACGAAGAUCUCGACAUGAGCGAUAGUGACUCGCAGUCUGGAGUAAGAGCUGCUGCUGUCUCGAGCAUUGUUAGCUCGCUGAGUGAGACAACACCGCUUUCUUCGCCUCCUCAUGUCGCUCCGGAAGGGAAGGCUCUUGAAGCCGAAGUUGCCGAAGACUUGGGGCCUUCAUCACAAAGCGAGAACGUGAGGAAACUUUCAAGGCUUGCGACGAAUGAUUCUGAGGAGGAUAAAGGUGAUAGCGACGUAGCUGCUACGAUCCGAAGACCUCGCGCUAGAGCAGCUAUAUUUGAUGAUAGUGAUGAUGAGUAG
Molecule: messenger RNA, 3543 nt
Organism: Bacidia gigantensis
Lineage: Eukaryota; Fungi; Ascomycota; Lecanoromycetes; Lecanorales; Ramalinaceae
Exons: 2
Coding region: 1-3543 (1180 amino acids)
Biological process (GO): replication fork arrest; DNA repair; DNA replication checkpoint signaling
Cellular component (GO): replication fork protection complex
Molecular function (GO): DNA binding
Source: RefSeq, a predicted model, not a curated record